AUGCUCCCAGUCCCCGAUGCUCUUCGAUUCACUUUCCCACCUCUGAAUAAUAAUUCGCCCGAGCAAAUCGCCUCUUCUACGACUCGUUUCCACGAUCAUUUGCCCACAGCAAUUGGUGCGGAUCUCAUUGGUCAUUCGAUUCCCGAUCCUACACUCUUCCUAUCUCUGCGGAAAGAGUGGCAGAAUUGCUAUCAGGCAGACAGAAACAGGACCAAUGGCGUAGCGCGUGUGACUGGCUAUCCCAAGCUAAAUCGACUUCAAACCACCCGGCUGCUUUACAAGUUUUCACUCAAGCAUGGGAUUAUAUCGCAUAUAGGGGACACUGCAAUUCCGUUCGAAACCAGAUGCUCUGCCGCUGAUCUAUCGUUCUUUCUCUCAAACAAUUGGUUGGCCACUCGACAUAUUGAUUGGAUGCUCGAAUCGGCGCAGCUCCGCUUUGAAUCACGCGAACCAGGCGAGGCUCAAUUGCGACCUCCCCAUAAUUCAGUUAUUUUCUACUCACCCGAAGUCCUCCGGGGCAUUAUUCGACGAUUCGAAACCAUUCCACCCAGUAUUCCUCCCGAAGCGAUCUCUCGGUUUCUUUCGCCACUUCAAAAUCGGAUUCGAAAUGGGAGCGCCCACUGCUCUAUACCGUCAUCCGUUAUGGCGACUCGAUGGGUGGCCAGAGAAGUUCGGCUCGCAUUCGGAAUAAUCAACGCCUGGCUGAAAGCGACUUGGGGUUACGACAAAUUUGUGUCUGAACAGAGCCAUGCGGUACUCAAGCAGGUCUUUGAAGACCCAUUAUGGGACGAAGGUCUUGCCUCGGCAUAUCGGGCAUCAAAAUUUGUGGAAAUAGCGUACCGAAUAUUAGUGCCGAAUGGAUCUGAUUCCAUUAUCAACCCCCAUUGCCGAUAUCGCGCAUAUUGGCCAAUUCCCUCCGGUUAUCUCUCCUCCGAUGACAAUUUCUUCGAUGGAUUUUCUUCAGAUACCGAUGGGGAUGCAACGGAUGAUCCAGAGCUCGUGCAUCGAAACCAGGUUUUGAUACGCUCGGGAUUGGACUCAGACUCGAGUUCAGACUCCAACUCCAGCUCAGAGAGUUUGAAACGCCCGAGAAAACGACAAAAGCCUGGGAAGUCGGCAGCACAUACCCGGACUGUCUUAGGAGCCGUUCGCGAAGGAAACUUUCAAAUCGACAACCUCGAUGGGCUCGUUUUGAAGCAACGAUCAAAGAUCUCGAUAAUUAUGCUGUGCUCGAUCGCGAAAACCCACUAUAUGUACGACACUCGACAUGCGGGAAUAAGUUCAAGAUGCGCCAGCCAUACGAUACCAAAAAUUUCAAAACACACGUCCAAGCAAAACUUGUGGGCCACAGGCGACAGGAGCAUCCUCAGGAAGAAAGUCAAAAAGCUUGAAGAAGUCCGAUGCACUAGUGCAAAUCUUACUGGCCCAGAGCCACAGCUUUCUACUCCUGGCUUGCCUGCUAUGGUCGCAUCUUCGUCAUCUACUUCAACACCAUCUUCUCAGCAGGAGAUCGAGCGCAUGUGCCCAGGCCUCUCGGAAGAAGAUAUUCGCGCAUAUAAGCACUUUGCGUUUGCUCUUUAUUCAAUACCAUAUGCCGAACUCGGAGCAGAAGAGCAACAGAAUGUUCGGAACGAAGCUCAUGGAAAUGUCGCCUGGCGUGUAGAUGAGUCCCGUAAUGUUGUUAUUGCCUCGGCCUGUACUCGCAUUGCUCGAAGAGGGCGCACUUCAGACGGCAGAUUGCGUUCAUGCAAAAAUUGUGCGGCUCUGUUGAAGCUCCGACGUUUCAGAGCCGCUGUCCGAUAUGAAGCAAAGCCGAAUCAAAAAUUUACCAAUAGGCGAUGGGUUCGGGCAUCCUCGUGCAUGCAGUUUGCGAAGGUACACGGUGUGUAUGAACUCAUUGUCAACAAGGACUCCAGCGCAACGAUUCUUUUACAGGUACUUAAAGGCGAAAUGAAAGAUCGAAAGAUUUUCUGUGGGAUGGUUGAAGUGAUGGCAAUGAUGGACGACAAGGCGCUUCGUGGAGUUGGCCUUCAGAAUGCCAAAUAUCCCCCCGAAUUCGACCAAUUUUGCCACGAAAUCGUCAAUAUAUCCCCACUUGCAUAUCAAACAUUUCGUAACAUCUUUGGGGGUCGAACUGCAUCGAAUUUUCGAGUAAUCCGAGGCCGAGAGCGUCGUUUCCCUCUAGCAAUCGACGAUGGUGUUUUCGAAAUUGCACAGAUUUAUUUUUCUUCGAUUAAUUACACAGGCCCGGUGUGCUUGUCAUGCGAUGACACCAAGCUCCUGCCCGCUCUCAAAACCUACUACGAUACAAGUACAAAACUGUGGUAUUUGCUUGGCGGAACUACGGGCGCCAUCGCUGUUGCAAGCACAGAAGAACUUACGUCAAUUCUGAAGGAUGGGAAACUUUCCAAGGCUUCGAAGCUUCGGCUCUGGGUUUUACAGGUCCCAUUGCCGCAUAUACCCCCUCUUGCCAUUGCUGCACUACCAAUUGCCUCAAAUGCUACGACCCAGUCACUUAUUGGCUACUUGAAACUUGUCAUUCAAGGCCUACUUGCCCGAGGAAUACAUGAGUCACUCUUUAUGUCCAUGGAUAAAUACCGACACUAUACUGUCCCGCAUCCUUCACGGCGCCUUCCCAACAGCCUAUCUACUCCAGACCCCUUGGACUUCAAACUAGGUCUCUUAGACGGCAAGACCAAGGAUAAUCCAUGUGUAAUCAUCCAGGAUAGUAAACACGCACUCAAAACAUUGCGUAAUACCCUAUACUCAGGUGCUCGGCUUUUAGUAAUGGGUUCCAGGACACCAAUGUAUUCUCAAGUUCGCGACAUUGCUGAAGAUCCCGAUUCAACCCUCCAUCGUCGCGAUGUCGAAAAUAACGAUCGGCAGGACGAUGUUUCCACGGAAUGUGUAUUCAACCAGUUCACACUUUCAUUCGUAGUCAAAAAACGACCCCAGUACCUUGGCUUAGCAGUCUAUCUAUACAUAGCAGGUGAACUCGGUGAUGCAUACCAGAGCCGACACAUUUUGCACGCAGAUCGGCUGUGGAUGGUACUUCGAGCAAAAUUCUUCUUCGAUUUCUGGCGACAAUUUCUCCUGGACUCUGGCUACUUAUUAUCUCGAUAUUUCAUCUCGCAACAGGCUUUCAACAUCUUAACAACAAUAAUUGAGGGCUUAAUCUUGCUCAUCUAUGCUUAUCGUGACUAUAUGCCCGAGGGGACUCCCCUUUUACCCUGGCUGCACUCGAGUGAAGCCUGCGAACACUUUUUUGCCGAAAUGCGAAAGCUUGUUCCAGACUUUACAUACCUUGACUUUAUUUUCUCUGUGCCUAAACUUCGUGUUCUGCUCCGCGCAUCCUAUCGAAACAGUCCCGAGUUUUCCGCAGCAUCGACAGAGCGUCAGAGGAAAGCAACUGGCUACCAGCAUACAUACAUGGAUUCAACAAAUGUUGACUUGUCACUUCUAGCUUGCUUCCCAACAGACGGCGAGAUUGCAGAAAUUGCAUAUAUUGCAUACCGCGAGGCGAUUCUACUUGCUCAGGCAGUGAAUAUACUUCCCGAUGACCUGGUCCCUGCAACAGCGCUGGACCAUACAAGUACAUUUGAUCAAUCUGAAGAAGAUACAAGCCCCGAGUCCAACACAGGUGUGGCAGAAGACUUAUCAUCAAGUGAAGCGUUUCAAGAGCUAGUUGAGCUUGCAGAUGCCCACGACCUUCCGCUUGAAUCAAUUUCUAUUCAACGCGAUAACUUAGUGUAUGCUAAUGCGGCUCUUCAAACCGAGGCCACGGCUCUCAUUGACAACCUUCCCCCCGAAAACGAUGCCGAUGUACUGCUUGACCGCACAGCCGUUGAGGAACAUACAAAAUCGACCACAGAAAUGUCUGACCCCAACUUUCUUGAGUCACAAAUUCAAGAUAUGAAUAGCGAAACCUUUCCCCAACAACGCUCUUUGAUCCGACAGCGCCAUCAAAAUCCACGCGCACUCAAGAGUAGCAAAAAUUAUGCAAAAUUUAAGGCAGGCCUACUAGGUAAAACUGCCUCCCAACAAGGGGAGGUCCUUCCAGGCUCAUUGGCUACCCCGCACGCAUCGGAAGGACUAUCAACAGAGACAAGUCACGCAGCGCUAGCUCGCUCGUUCUUGCAGACAUUGCGCGAUCAUGAGCUUAGUAGUCAUAAGAUCCCCCGCCUACAACGCUGGAUUACCCGUGCAGACUCCUAUGUCAAACUUCGACGCGAUUGCUUGCGGAAACGCGGCAUUCCCAGGCUACUCGAAGAUAUUGCCACGGCACGAAUUACUAUCAUUGACCCAAUCAAACCCGGGACUUUUGUCUGGAUUAUGUUGGAAAAGCAAAUUAUGCUUGGACGAGAAAAACUCAAACUGGAUAUUACAGUUAUGGCUAUAUACAUCAAGGAGGGCGGAUACAAUGGGAUGAACCUAUGGGUCCCCCAGACCACUCAUCUCGGGCACAUCUCAUAUGUCGCAGUCCAAACCUAUCAGAAGGUUGCAUCGCGGGCCAAGUAUCGUGCUAUACAUCUUGGUCGGCCAAUGGAGAUCCCGUACUACCAACUUGUACCGACAAACGAGCUCUUGAUGCGCGUCGGCUUCGUAAACACGCCAGGCUCGGAAACUGAGGACAUCGAAUUGAAGGAUCGCCACAUUCUCGACGAGAGAGAUGAAUUGGCGCGUCUUUUACCCGAACUAGAGAAGGCCGGUAUACCACGAGUGGGUUCAAAAGCCAGAACGGGAUCGUAA
This is a messenger RNA of Rhizoctonia solani, 4749 nucleotides long. RefSeq lists its product as uncharacterized. The transcript is spliced from 19 exons. Bases 1 to 4749 code for a protein of 1582 amino acids. The record is from RefSeq and is a predicted model, not a curated record. NCBI's taxonomy places the organism in Eukaryota, Fungi, Basidiomycota, Agaricomycetes, Cantharellales, Ceratobasidiaceae.